AAUCUUCUCCAGCGGUGUCACUCGGCCCAGGCCUCCUACCUCUUCCAGCAGGAUAAGUUCUAUGACGUCAGCUAUGACACGGGAGACAAGUCCAUACAGUGUAGCCGCAAGCCCGACGCCUUCAAGUUCUGGCUGAUGUGGAAAGCCAUCGGCACCAAGGGUCUGGAAGAGAGAGUGGACAGAGCCCUCGCUAUGGCCAGAUAUCUGGCAGAGGAGAUCAAGAAGAGAGAUGGAUUCCGUCUUGUGAUGGAGCCGGAGUACACCAACGUCUGUUUCUGGUACAUUCCUCCCAGUCUGAGGGACAUGACUGAUGGACCUGAGUUCUGGAAAAAGGUCCAUGCGGUGGCGCCAGUGGUUAAGGAGCGCAUGAUGAAGAAGGGCUCUAUGAUGGUAGGCUACCAGCCCCAUGGAGACAAGGCUAACUUCUUCAGACAGAUCAUCAUUAGCCCUCAGGUCAGCAGACAAGACAUGGACUUCCUGCUGGACCAAAUACACAGCCUGGGGAUGGACUUAUGAUCCCACGGAGAAUACCUACAGAAUGGCACCCUAUUCCCUCAAUGAGCCCUGGUCUAAAGUAGGGCACUAUACAGGGAAUAGGGUACCAUUUUGAACAAAGCCCAUGGGUCAUGAAACAGGAGAUCAUGUUUUGAAACUGAGUGAAACGGAAGAGGUGGUACCCCAAACGUCCUAUAAAAAGUUUCCAAACGUCCUAUAAGAAGUUUCCAAACGUCCUAUAAGAAGUUUCCAAACGUCCUAUAAGUUUCCAAACAUCCUAUAAGAAGUUUCCAAACAUCCUAUAAGAAGUUUCCAAAACGUCCUAUAAGAAGUUUCCAAACGUCCUAUAAGAAGUUUCCAAACGUCCUAUAAGAAGUUUCCAAACGUCCUAUAAGAAGUUUCCAAACGUCCUAUAAGAAGUUUCCAAAACGUCCUAUAAGUUUCCAAAACGUCCUAUAAGAAGUUUCCAAACGUCCUAUAAGAAGUUUCCAAACGUCCUAUAAGAAGUUUCCAAAACGUCCUAUAAGAAGUUUCCAAAACGUCCUAUAAGAAGUUUCCAAAACGUCCUAUAAGAAGUUUCCAAAACGUCCUAUAAGAAGUUUCCAAAACGUCCUAUAAGAAGUUUCCAAACGUCCUAUAAGAAGUUUCCAAAACGUCCUAUAAGAAGUUUCCAAAAUGUCCUAUAAGAAGUUUCCAAAACGUCCUAUAAGAAGUUUCCAAACGUCGUAUAAGAAGUUUCCAAACGUCCUAUAAGAAGUUUCCAAACGUCCUAUAAGAAGUUUCCAAACGUCCUAUAAGAAGUUUCCAAACGUCCUAUAAGAAGUUUCCAAACGUCCUAUAAGAAGUUUCCAAAACAUCCUAUAAGAAGUUUCCAAACGUCCUAUAAGAAGUUUCCAAACGUCCUAUAAGAAGUUUCCAAAACGUCCUAUAAGAAGUUUCCAAAACGUCCUAUAAGAAGUUUCCAAAACGUCCUAUAAGAAGUUUCCAAAACGUCGUAUAAGAAGUUUCUAAAACGUCCUAUAAGAAGUUUCCAAACGUCCUAUAAGAAGUUUCCAAACGUCCUAUAAGAAGUUUCCAAACGUCCUAUAAGAAGUUUCCAAACGUCCUAUAAGAAGUUUCCAAACGUCCUAUAAGAAGUUUCCAAACGUCCUAUAAGAAGUUUCCAAAACGUCCUAUAAGAAGUUUCCAAACGUCCUAUAAGAAGUUUCCAAACGUCCUAUAAGAAGUUUCCAAACGUCCUAUAAGAAGUUUCCAAACGUCCUAUAAGAAGUUUCCAAAACGUCCUAUAAGAAGUUUCCAAACGUCCUAUAAGAAGUUUCCAAAACGUCCUAUAAGAAGUUUCCAAACGUCCUAUAAGAAGUUUCCAAACGUCCUAUAAGAAGUUUCCAAACGUCCCAUAAGAAGUUUCCAAACGUCCUAUAAGAAGUUUCCAAAACGUCCUAUAAGAAGUUUCCAAACAUCCUUUAAGAAGUUUGUGAACUUGUUCUCUUAUUUGGUGCCCCAGGGUUGUUUCCGAAGCCUCAGCGUAUCAUCCUUCCAUUGCCCGUCUCCAUAAAGUGCUCCAAUGAGUUCCUGUUCCUUCUGCUCACUAUCGAUUCCAUUUGUAAUUCUGAGGACAGGCAGUGUGUCAGUCCACGAGACUGAGACACAGUAGCUUGUUGACGGUUUGAGGGCUCAACCUCUUUAUUGGAACCAAUUUCAGAUCAAUAAAAAACUCAAUGUCAAUAUCCUUUAUGUUAAUGUGCUUUUUUAGGGUAAUAUAUCAUACUGUUAUAUUAAAAGGGUAAUAUAUCAUACUGUUAUAUUAAAAGGGUAAUAUAUAAUAUAAUAUAAUAUAACUGCUUGUUAGAAAACAAGGCGUGCAACUUUUAGUAAAAGUUGAAAUAUUUGAAGAGAUUUUAGGAGAUACGAUUUUAAGCGAUACCGAUUGAUUGUAAGAGAUUUAUAUAAUAUUAAAAUAUGUAUAUUACUUGAUGAGAUUAAUAUAUAAUCUUUAGAGAAUAGUGAUGAUGUCAGGGAAGAGCUUUAAAUGUAUUUUAGUUCUUUAGUUCUGGAUUUUCUCUUUUGAAGAAUUUUCUUCCACACGCAUUAACUUCUAUGAUUUUAAAAUAAUUUUCAAAAAGAAAUGUAGCACACCUAGUGCUUGGAUACUGUGAGUCCACCUGCAUGAAUCAGACAGAUCUUAAAAUGGCUUCCGUUGUUCUGUUUUAUAAUCGUUUUUUUCUUCAGCAACACGUUACUUAAAGCCAACAGAUGAAAUGCUUUCUUACUUGUUUUAAACGGACUCAAAAUGCCUGUUGUUCAGUCAUUACUACGAGACGAUAAUAAGACGAUUUAAGUGGUCAAACCAGUCUUAAUGCAUUACAGCUGCUUUAUAAUGCGUCAUACCAGCUUUAUAAUGCAUCAUACCAGCUUUUUAAUGCAUUAUAACAGCUUUAUAAUGCAUUAUACCAGCUUUAUAAUGCAUUAUACCAGCUUUAUAAUGCAUCAUACCAGCUUUAUAAUGCAUCAUACCAGCUUUAUAAUGCAUCAUACCAGCUUUAUAAUGCAUCAUACCAGCUUUAUAAUGCAUCAUACCAGUUGGCUUAAAAGGAAGGUGUUUUUUUUUGGUAGCUUGCCAUCAAAGAGAAUGGUGUUUACUUUAAACAUGUAUGGAGUUCUGUGUACAAUACUAGGAUACGUGCAUUCUGUAGUAUACAUCAUAUCGUAUUCUUGCAAGACAUUCUGUUUUCUCUUGUUGUUUUGUUUUGUUCCAAUAGCAUUUUGUUCAGAUAUGUUGUCUGAAAAAAGCCUGUAUGUGGGAUUUUUUUUUGUCGAUGGUUCAGCACCAAUGAGGUUUCACUGAGAAUGAUUUAUUUUCUUUAUCAGUGAAAAUAAAACCAUUUGUUUACUGAA
This is a messenger RNA of Salvelinus namaycush (lake trout), 3390 nucleotides long. RefSeq names its product acidic amino acid decarboxylase GADL1-like. Lineage: Eukaryota; Metazoa; Chordata; Actinopteri; Salmoniformes; Salmonidae. The annotation marks the transcript as partial. Gene Ontology annotation, molecular function: pyridoxal phosphate binding; carboxy-lyase activity. Gene Ontology annotation, cellular component: cytoplasm. The record is from RefSeq and is a predicted model, not a curated record. The transcript has 3 exons. Gene Ontology annotation, biological process: carboxylic acid metabolic process.